AUGUCGAUGCUGGACCAACUAGAAGAGAUGGGUUUUCCUCACGAUAUUGCCGAAAAAGCAUUACGAGAAACAGGUGAAACAGGGUUGAUUGAGGCAGUGGAAUGGAUUGCGGCCCAUCAGAAGGACAGUGAUACAAGUCCGCGGGAAUCUCUUCAUCCACAACCACCAGAAGAAGAAAGUUCGAUUGUUGAAUUUGCUGAAGAAGAGGAACCAUCGAAGCCAUCGUCUACUGAAGUACCGCAAGCAAUGUCAUUCAAAUGCGAUGUGUGUGGAAAACAUUUUGCCGAUGACCAGGCUGUUAUGUUCCACGCAGCACGCACAAAACAUGAAGCGUUUAGCGAGUCAACGGAAGCCGUGAAGCCGUUGACAGAAGAAGAGAAAAAAGAAAGAUUAGCAGCACUACAAAAGAAAUUGAGGGAAGCGAGAGCGAAAAAGGAAGACGAAGAGAGAAAGGAAACGCUAGAGAGAGAAAAACGACGUCGUUUAGAAGGAAAAUCAUUGGCAAAAGUGGAAGAAGAAAAGAAAGAAAUGGAAAUGAAAAGAAUACUGGAAGAAAAGAAACGUGAAAAGCGUGAAGAAAUAGAAACACGGAAACGUAUUUUGGAACAAAUUCGUUUGGAUCGAGAAGCUCGUAAGCUAACUGAGCAACUACGGCAGCCGCAGUCGACAGCGAUGACGGUUAAUUCACCAUCGCCUGUUGUAAAUAAAGCAUCUCCAGUAAAGGAUGAUUGUUACUGUCAAAUACAAGUGCGAUUGCUUAACGGUUCAAUCAUCAGGGAAAAAUUUAAAUCAGAUGAGCCACUAUCUCAUGUACGCUUAUGGGUGGAAAUGCAUAGUAAGGAUACAAUGGAUGGUAUCCCCUUUACCCUCAUGACUCCAUUCCCUCGCAAAAUAUUUACCGAUGAAGACAUGGAAGCACCAAUCAAAGCUCUCGGAUUGGUGCCUUCUGCAAAUAUAGUUGUUACGCGCACUACACACUAG
Molecule: messenger RNA, 981 nt
Organism: Cercopithifilaria johnstoni
Lineage: Eukaryota; Metazoa; Nematoda; Chromadorea; Rhabditida; Onchocercidae
Source: the annotation of a GenBank genome assembly